CUACGAGGACAGGAGCUGACAUGUGACUAUAUGCUGGGUUCAAGACAAUUAGAUGGAAUAGUAUAAAACUUAUACUUUAAGUCUGUAGAAAAUCCUCAGACAUGAUCUUUCAUAAUACGUUGUUGGGGGGCAUGCAGGUCUACAUGUUUUAAUUAUGAGUAUUUUCUGUAGUGUAGGAAGUUGCUGAUUUCAAUUAGUUAUUAGUGUGUGGGGGCAACAGAGGUCAGAUAAUUACAUAUUAAGUGCACUGACUGCAUAGUAUUACUUACCAAGAGUUCAGUCGUGUUCUCACCAUAUCCAAGGUCAAACGUUUAGAAAUUCACAACCCCCCCUUUUCCCUUUCAAUUAGCAAAAUACAGAGAUCACGGUCAGUGAACUAUCCCACCUAAAACAGCUGCUGGUGUAAACGUCCAGCCGAUCACAGACCGGGACGAGACCUGCAGGACUUGCUGGGGACGGAGAGAGCAGCGCUCCAGGACGAGGCUGCUGCGCGUUGACAGCAUUAGCACCGUGCUGUUGAAGUGUUUAAACCGUAGAUUCCGGCAUGUCCGAGAGGAAGAGCGCUAAACACCGCAGCUCUGAGGCAUCAACACCGACAACUCCCGCGGAUCAGAUGGUGCCGAAAAAAUGACUCGGACUAUUUCCAUCCUCGCUUACUUGGUCUCUUUGGUUCACUGUAGUCACUGUGCCGACUCAGAGGAGCGUCUCAUGAACUGGUUGCUGGGAAAGGGUCGCUACAAUCCGCUCAUCCGCCCGGCUGUCAACAGGACAGAGAGAGUCCCAGUGAAGCUGCAAGUGUCUCUGGCUCAGCUCAUCAGUGUGAAUGAAAGAGAACAGAUCAUGACCACAAAUGUCUGGCUCACUCAGCACUGGGUGGAUUACAGGUUAUCAUGGGACCCUGCAAAGUACGAAGGUAUCGACAAGCUGCGCAUUCCCUCCAGACACAUCUGGCUCCCAGAUAUUGUCCUGUACAACAAUGCUGAUGGUACCUAUGAGGUAACCGUCUUCACCAAUGCCAUUGUCCUUUUCAAUGGCAGCAUCAACUGGCUUCCUCCAGCCAUCUACAAAAGCGCCUGUAAGAUCGAUGUCAAGCAUUUUCCCUUCGACCUGCAGAACUGCACCCUCAAGUUCCGCUCUUGGACGUAUGACCACACGGAGAUCGACCUGAUCUUGAAGUCCGAGGUGGCGAGUAUGGAUGAUUUCACUCCCAGUGGGGAGUGGGAUAUCCUGGCGCUGCCAGGCAGACGGACCGUCGACCCCCUGGAUCCCACCUAUGUGGACCUCACCUAUGACUUUAUCAUCAAAAGGAAGCCCCUUUUCUACACCAUAAACCUCAUCAUUCCCUGUGUUUUGAUCACAUCUCUGGCCAUUCUGGUCUUCUACUUACCUUCAGACUGUGGGGAGAAGAUGACCCUCUGCAUCUCCGUGCUCUUGGCUCUCACUGUGUUCUUGCUUUUAAUCUCAAAGAUUGUUCCUCCCACCUCACUGGAUGUGCCCCUGAUCGGCAAGUACCUGAUGUUCACCAUGGUGCUCGUGACCUUCUCCAUCAUCACCAGUGUGUGUGUGCUCAACGUCCACCACCGCUCUCCGAGCACCCACACCAUGCCUUCCUGGGUCAAGCUGAUAUUUCUUGUCAAACUGCCUGCCUUACUCUUCAUCAGACGCCCUCAGAAUAACUCUGCAAGCCAGAGACUUCGCCGACAGCGGUGUUUCAGGGCGAGGAGAGACAUUUUGGGCUUGGGUUACCCAGUCGCAUCCAAGACAGGUUUCACCUUGUCGUCUUCUGCCCUGCUGUCUUCCAAUUCUGCCUUCUCCACCCCAGGACACAAAAAUGUAGCUCCUCAGCUGGGCUACAGCCACUCCAAUAGGAAGGGGGACUUGCGCUCCACUGAUUACAUUUCCAGUGGUUUCACCUCUAACCAGGACCUCCAGCAGACAAGCAACUCAGAUUGGGCUGCUGAUGUCCAGGAGGCGGUGGAUGGGGUGCGCUUUGUGGCUGAGCACUUGAUGGGAGAUGAUGAUGAUCAGAGUGUGAUAGAGGACUGGAAGUAUGUCGCCAUGGUGGUGGAUCGGAUGUUCCUGUGGAUCUUUGUGAUCGUGUGUGUGGUGGGCACGCUGGGCUUAUUUCUCCAGCCUGUCUUCCAGACUCAGAUUGUUCCCAAACAGCAGCCGAGCUCAGAGACUCCUCGCAUAUGAUGACACGGCGAGUUUCUUUUUUUGUUUUCAGCAAUCGAGCGGUGUAUCUGCAGGCCUGCAGUAUUUGCAAAGUUUUUUUUUUGGUUGCUUGAAGCCUGUAGUACCAUGUUGGUGGGGUCAAAGAGCAGUGACAGCAUCUAUGCCAAACCCCACCAAUAAAGCAUCUGAGAGGGUUAAACCAGACAAAAAAGUACUUGCAACCACUUAUUGUGUCUAUCAGGGGAACAAACAGGAUUGCUGUGCGAGAUAGGACGUAGAACAAAUGUCUCCUAAUAAUCGAAACCACAUGAUCCACAGCAAUACAACCAUCUACAGCAGCAAAUAUUUUGAAGAAAUGCUACAUCUGCAAUGGACGUAAUGAGGCAUCGUUGCACUGUCAUUUCCGUUCAUGUCUACAAAGGACAGCUGCAGAACUGGACUGAAUAUAGCUUUCACUGCACUUAAGUAUGCUGAACUUUUGCAGAAAUAUACCCAAUAUGUCUGAGUUAAGAAGACCGUGUGUCUGCUGUCAGAUGUUGUUUGACGUCCUUUUUGUGUAAGUCCCAUUACCAUGUCAUCGAAAUGUGAUAUGUGAUUAAAGAUCAAAUUAUGCCCUCUCUUAUUUUGAUCUAAUGUAUGAAAUCCCCAAUAAAGUCUUAAAAUUGUCA
Messenger RNA from Anarrhichthys ocellatus (wolf-eel), 2843 nucleotides. It is a transcript of the gene chrnb4, whose product is annotated as cholinergic receptor, nicotinic, beta 4 (neuronal). Gene Ontology annotation, molecular function: acetylcholine-gated monoatomic cation-selective channel activity; transmembrane signaling receptor activity. Gene Ontology annotation, biological process: monoatomic ion transmembrane transport. Lineage: Eukaryota; Metazoa; Chordata; Actinopteri; Perciformes; Anarhichadidae. Bases 628 to 2196 code for a protein of 522 amino acids. Gene Ontology annotation, cellular component: postsynaptic membrane. The transcript is spliced from 7 exons. The record is from RefSeq and is a predicted model, not a curated record.